AGAAUGCUCCAAACAGAUGUGCAGUCCCUGAAGACUCCUCUCUCCAAACCACACAUCAUCAGUGCCAUGAAACCAUCCGCGACCCACAGCUGACUUCAUGCACUUGUCCUUUGUACGCUUGCAAAUGGGAAGGUCAUUUGGAGGUUGUUAUUGCUCAUUUAACACACGCACAUACAAUUAACAUACUGCAUGGAACAGAAAUUGUCUUUCUGGCUACUGACAUGCACCUUCCAGCUCCGGUAGACUGGAUCAUUGCACAUUCAUGUUUGGGCACCACUUUUUACUUGUACUCAGAAAGCAAGAAAAAUAUCAAGGACACCCACAGUUCUUUGCCACAAUGAUGUUGAUCGGUACACCAGCACAGGCUGAGAAUUUCAACUAUAAACUGGAGCUAAACAGGAACCGUAGAAAACUGACAUGGGAAUCCAGCCCUCGGUCAGUCUUAGACUGUGUUGACUCUGUAAUUACUGAUGGGGAUUGCCUUAUGCUCAAUGCCUCAAUGGCUCAGCUCUUUGCUGAUAAUGGAAGUCUGGCUAUCGGAAUAGCAAUAUCUGCAAGUAAACUUUGUGCUGCUCAACCUGAAAUGUAA
Staurois parvus is the source of this 589-nucleotide messenger RNA. The record is from the annotation of a GenBank genome assembly. NCBI's taxonomy places the organism in Eukaryota, Metazoa, Chordata, Amphibia, Anura, Ranidae.